AUGGCGAGCGAGACGCCGACAACGAUGGAGCCGGCUCCGCGCGAGCGCCCAACGCUCGAGUACCUGCGCGGCAAGCGAGAUGACCCGAACGACGAAGAGUACAAGGCCAUACUCCGAGCCAAGUGGUCGUGCCACGUCAUUCGCUCCAAAAUUCGCAUCUUGCUCGCCCGGCGGAUUUUGUCCGAGGCCAACCUCAUCACGCGCAUGGGUACGACCCGCCGCGCGUACGACGACUUCAUGGCGCUCACUGAACCGACGGAUGGCGCCGACAACCCGACGUACGCCGGUGGCUUGCACUACUUCUAUCAGGCCGACAAGGUGGAUGCGGAGAUGCGCGAGCUCCGCGCGAUGGCGUCCGAGUCGACAGCAGCGCAGCGCAGAGCCCGCUUGGCCAAGAAGGCCGCCGAGGCCGAGGACGACGAGCCGCUCGCGCCAAAGAAGAAGAAAGCCAAGAAGGACCCGAAGAAGGACGCGGCGCCCAAGGUGCACAAGAGCUCGGACCGCCUCAACGAGAUCGAAGCGGUCGAGUUGCCGGAAGAGCUCAUGGUCUUUGACGACUGCGACGAAGUCCGUGACCACAUGCGGCGCUUCUUCGAGGCAAAGGAGUGCACUCAGAGCGCGAUGGCCGUGCACUUCAAGUUCUCGGUCGGCUCGAUCCGCAAAUUCCUCGCGAUGCGUGGACCGCGCCAGGGCAGUGGCAGCAUCGUGUACAAGGCCGCGUACUACUUUUUCGAGAAGCUGCGCAUCCUCGAGGAGAAGCCCAAGACGGCAAAGCGCAUCAUGAUGGAAGAAGCCAUGCCACAAGGGUACGACCUCGUGCGCGACCCGACCUACCGCGUCGUCGCCCCGCUGCUCGUGGCCGACGGCUACACGGUCUACACGAUCGAUUUGCGCGGGUCCGGCGACUCGUCGGCCAACUUUGCGUCCUACACGGUCGAAGACGUGACGGCCGACAUGGUUGCUUUUCUCCGGCGCCUUCCCGAAACCAAAGUCGUCGUCGUCGCCAACAGCUUUACGGCAGCGUGCACGAUGCUCUUGGCCUCGUCCCCCGUGGCAAGCAAGCUCGCAGGUGUCGUCAUUUUGGGACCAUUCGCGCGGGACCCGCCAGGGUGCGGCCCGAAGCUGUUCAAGAUGAUUGCGCCGGCCAUGUUUCCUCGACUGUACGGCGCAAGCAUGUGGACGACCUACUGGAAGAGCCUCUUUCAGACACCUCCAGCCGACUUUGACGACUACAAGGCCUUUUUGGGAGCCAAUUUGAACCAGCCGGGUCGUCUCAAUGCGCUCGUGAAGCUUAUUCAAGCGUCCAAGGCCAACGCUGGCAACGCCAUGUCCAGCUUCAAUCUCCCGCUCGUGAUCGGCAUGGGAUCUUUGGACCCCGACUUUGCAUCGCCGGCCGCCGAAGCCCAGUUCAUUUACGACACGGUCCAGAGCUCGUGGAAGCGCAUCUCAAUGUACAAGAACGCCAAGCACUACCCUCAGAUCGACUGCGCCGAGGCCGUUCGCCAGGAUGUUCUCGCCCUUCUCCAAGAGGUGGCCGAGUAGCAAUAGCCUUCGCCUGCACAUGAAACUACAUUCGAUUCCGUUUACAGAUAUAUGCAAACAAACAUAAAGAUGAGACGUUGUCGCUUGGG
Messenger RNA from Saprolegnia diclina VS20, 1631 nucleotides. RefSeq lists its product as hypothetical. Bases 1 to 1542 code for a protein of 513 amino acids. The record is from RefSeq and is a predicted model, not a curated record. The transcript is spliced from 2 exons. Lineage: Eukaryota; Oomycota; Saprolegniomycetes; Saprolegniales; Saprolegniaceae.